Messenger RNA from Acaromyces ingoldii, 1180 nucleotides. RefSeq lists its product as hypothetical. The transcript has a single exon. The record is from RefSeq and is a predicted model, not a curated record. The coding region runs from base 102 to 1136 and encodes 344 amino acids. NCBI's taxonomy places the organism in Eukaryota, Fungi, Basidiomycota, Exobasidiomycetes, Exobasidiales, Cryptobasidiaceae.
CACGACCAACGUAUAGCGGCAUUGAAGGCGCUGCGUGAUGGAUUGUUAUAGAGUGUAGAACUGUUUCAGCGCGCGCGAGAGUCGAGCGUGAGAAGGGGAGCAUGGAGGAGGAGCGCGCCAUUAGCCUCCUCUCUCUGCCGCCCGAGCUUCACGCACUCAUCGUCUCGCACCUCGACCUGGGCACCGAAUACCUCUACCGGACGCAGGUCUGCCAGCAUCUUCGCACACUCUUUCGACGUCGCGUGGCAGGCUGCUUCAAGCCCUUGUGUAAUGGCCAUCGCCUCAGCCUCGUCGAAUGGCGAGAAGCGGCACGGCUCGUUCGCACGGUACUCGAGCGUCAGGCCCGCUUGCAACAGCGUCCGUCCUCGACGAGUCGGAGCCCCUCCCCUUCCCCUCCAGAUACCCUCGCUCCUAGUCCAGCAGCAGCAGUACAGAGCAAGCAUCAGAAGACGUCCUCAAUCUGGUCUACGCGCUUACAACCUACGCCAGCCCCCGCCCCCGCCCCUCCACGCGCGUCGAUCGUCGUGGGACCCCGUGGCGCGCGCCGAGUCCUGAGGGUGCCUGCGACGGUAGACGAUGCCGACUCUGUCUCUGCGUCCGACGUCAACUUUCUCCGCAGGUGUCUGACCCUUCUCGGGUACGAAAGCGAGAAUGACGGCGACGACGACGACGACGGCGAGGAUGGUCGACCGCUCCGUGUGCUCUGCCUUGUCGCGCGGACCGGCUUCGGGACAGAGGCGCUGACCAACCUGCUGCGCACUCGUCCCUAUCUCUCCAGCAUCUCGACAGUCAUCCAGACAACGGGCGGGCGAUACGAUGAAGAGGAGUGGGACAGCUUCCAUCCGUCGACAGCCCUGGCCAGCCGUGAACGGAGCCCAGAGGAGAAACCGCCGACAGAGGCAUCAAACGUCGUGACGCAGGCCAUCGUCGUGCCUCGCCAGUCGGCGCAAAAGGGCUAUGGCCUCCGUUCUGGCUUUCGCUGCCGUUGCUUCCGGCCCUCAUGUUCCUCCUCCUCGCCCAUCUUUCACGUCAUCUUUCACGACUGGUACAGCACCGAAGAGGCCCUCUCGACCGAAGAGAUGCUGGCCCAUAGCGACAUUACAUGCAAUGCCUGCAAAUCAAACAUUCUCUUUUAGAUUCAUAUUGUACAACACCAUCGUCUCAUGAAAUGCAUCAUUAU